Messenger RNA from Microdochium trichocladiopsis, 2748 nucleotides. RefSeq names its product DNA repair metallo-beta-lactamase-domain-containing protein. The coding region runs from base 1 to 2748 and encodes 915 amino acids. The record is from RefSeq and is a predicted model, not a curated record. Gene Ontology annotation, biological process: protection from non-homologous end joining at telomere; double-strand break repair via nonhomologous end joining; interstrand cross-link repair. Gene Ontology annotation, molecular function: damaged DNA binding; 5'-3' DNA exonuclease activity. The transcript has a single exon. NCBI's taxonomy places the organism in Eukaryota, Fungi, Ascomycota, Sordariomycetes, Xylariales, Microdochiaceae.
AUGCCAACCCGAACAACUUCAAAGUCAUCAGCGACGACACCGAGGCCAAAAAAGCAGACGCAAGCCAAGCUCAGCUUCGGACCUCCAUCAGCGAAGAAGGCCGAUAGCGUUGCCCCCACAAAGAAAGGCCCCGCGAAUGGCAACAUCCUCAACUUCUUCAAAAAGGUUGAGAUCGAAGAGCAGCUCUUCUGCGGGGCCCCAAGUGCGACUGUCCCGGCUGCAGAUAUUGGGAACAAAUCUGUCCAAGAUGAAGAUCUAUAUGGAGCUGAGUCUCAACCAUCCAAAAUCGGAGCGAGGUACAACGAAGAUAUCGGUUCCUCAAAGAGGAGGAAGCUGAGCCAUGAUGGCCUCGAGAAUGUUGAGCCGCUGGAAAAGAGGGACAAGGUUGACAGUAUGAUAAUACCAAACGGGAAGACCGAUGUUCCCACAGCUGCGGUACCAAAAGCCAAACGUAAAGCCUCUCGUGGCAAGGGCCCAUUUCUGGACGAUUCUGACAGCGACGACGGCGAUGAGGAUGAACAAGAGGAGGAGGAGGAGGAGGAGCAGGUGGCGGAGAAGGAUUGCAACCCCGCGGCAACUGAUAUGCCUGGACAAGGAAUGCCAGCCACGAAUAUGGUACCACACCCCCAACUCCUGGAAAUGGACACCAAGGAUCUAAUCACACCUGCCGAAGAGGUCCAAGCCUCAGAGUGCACGCCAGCCCCUCCAGACCCGCCACAAUUGAAACAGGAAGACUCUGCGUAUGACCAAUUUGGCGACUUAGACGAGAUGGAAGGAAUGUUCGAUGAUGAGCCAUAUGAGGACGGUGACGAGUUUCGUGAAAGACUGCUCAUGGAGGAACAAGCGAGGUUGGAAGCUGAAGAGGCCAUGGCAGCUGCGAUGGAUCCCGAACCCAUUACAGCCAAUUGCCCGCUUUGCAAUGCCAGCCUUGCCGGCCUUACACCAACGCAAGCAUCACAGCACGUCAACGCAUGUUUAGAUGGGCAGCCGAUCCCCCUCCCAUCUCGACACAACUCGGCGAAUAACUCGCGGAGCAACUCGCGUCACUCGUCGCCAAUGGUCGACGCUCCUGAAGUCAGCAAGCGGUUCUCAAAAGCUGCGGUGCCGCGACCUGGCCAGGACAACCCCAUAAGCCUCGGGAGUUCUGCAAACAAGCCAGCGUCCGCAUUCGGAAAAUUGAUGUCGGGCCAUGCUGAAGAUGCCGCCUGGGCGACAGCAGCUGCGACAGAACAUGCUUCACGAGGAAAGCCUGCGUACCAAAGAACAUGCCCGUUCUACAAAAUCAUGCCUGGCUUCUUCAUUUGCGUGGACGCCUUUCGUUAUGGUGCCGUCAAGGGUUGCAAUGCGUACUUUUUAAGUCAUUUCCACAGUGACCACUACGUCGGGCUCUCGGCCAGCUGGUCCCAUGGACCUAUUUAUUGCAGUGAGGUCACAGCCAGCCUUAUUCGCAAUCAACUCAAGACAGACGCAAAGUGGGUGAAGCCCAUUCCCUUCGACGAAAAGAUCGAAGUGCCUGGUACGGAGGGCGUCUUCAUCACAAUGAUACCAGCAAACCAUUGUCCUGGCAGCUCGCUUUUCCUGUUCGAGAAGGGCAUCGGGAAAGGCCAGGCUGCCAAGAUACAGCGCAUUCUACAUUGCGGGGACUUCCGUGCUUGUCCUGCACAAGUUAAACAUCCACUUCUCAAGCCAGAUAUUGUCGACAAUGUAUCUGGCAGGCUCAAGCAGCAGAAGAUCGAUAUCUGCUACCUCGACACAACGUACCUCAAUCCCCGGUACUCAUUCCCUCCGCAAGACGACGUCAUAAAGGCUUGUGCAGACUUCUGUUAUUCGCUGUCUGGCGACCCGGCGGCUGCAGACGAAGCUUUCGACUCGCUUCGCAGAGAAAAGGGGAGCACGACAGUCAGCCAAUUUUUCCAAAAAGAGGAGAAAGAUUCCGAAGGCGGCAUUGUUAAGACUGAAGGCAGCGGCAACUCGCCAAAUCCAACGAAUCGUCUUCUCGUGGUGUGCGGCACAUACUCCAUUGGCAAGGAGCGGAUUUGCAAGGCCAUUGCCAAGGCGCUGGGGUCCAAAAUCUACGCCAUUCCCAGCAAGAUAAAGAUCUGCCAGCAGCUUGGCGAUCCCGAGCUUUCAGCCCUGAUGACUUCCAAUCCUUACGAGGCACAGGUGCACAUGCAGAUGCUCAUGGAGCUCCGUGCCGAGACACUGCAAGAAUACCUCGACGGCUAUAAGCCGCAUUUCACCCGUAUUGUUGGCUUCCGCCCAAGCGGUUGGAGCUUCCGCGGCGGCGGAGGCGGCACGAGUGGUGCUAAAAAUGUGACUGCCAAUGUCUCACCAUCCACGAUACCGACUACUCAGAUCCUCCACGGGUCCGGCUGGAAGACUCGUUUCAGCAGCGCCGAUUUUAUAGCUCAGCGGGGUAGCACGCGUGAGGCCAUGUGCUUUGGGGUGCCGUAUUCCGAGCACAGCAGCUUCCGUGAGCUGACCCUCUUUAUUAUGUCCUUGAGGAUCGAAAAAGUCGUGCCUACAGUCAAUGUCGGCAGCGAGCCAAGCAGGAAGCGCAUGAAGGCGUGGAUCGACAGAUGGCUGAUGGAGAGGAGAAAGGGUGGGAUUGUGAGGUUGCUGGAGGGCGAAGAGGACGACUCUCUUCAGGGUCAUGGAGCCGAUGGCACGUCAGAGGACACCAAGGACACUAAGGACGUUCAAUUGUGGGAAGGCAAGGACGGUAAAGGUGGCGGCGUCUGGUGGUGA